Tetrahymena thermophila SB210 is the source of this 1176-nucleotide messenger RNA. Its product is annotated as oxysterol-binding protein. The record is from RefSeq and is a predicted model, not a curated record. The transcript has 8 exons. NCBI's taxonomy places the organism in Eukaryota, Ciliophora, Oligohymenophorea, Hymenostomatida, Tetrahymenidae. Gene Ontology annotation, cellular component: membrane; intracellular membrane-bounded organelle; cytosol. Gene Ontology annotation, molecular function: sterol binding.
AUGUCAAAAAAUUUUGAAGAACCAAGCGAAGUCUAUGAAAAGGCUAGAACUUAUCCUCGCCAUCCCGCUGCCCACGCAAAAGGUGGUUUUCAUAUGAGCUAUAUCAACGACACUAAGACAAACGAAGUUGUAAAAAGUGUUUUAAAGCAAGUAGGAACUAAAAUCGUUAAGGGUGAAAUCUAAAAUAUUAUGACUAUUAGCAAGCCUGCUGCUUUGUGUAAAGACCUCACCUACUUAGAAAUUAUUGCUACCGAUUAACAAAAUUUAGAUAUUUUAAAACUAGCAGCUUUAAAACCUUAUGAUCCAGUAUUUUAAAUGAAAUGCGUUAUCACUCAUACAAUCUCUUCACUCUGCUUAAGUCCCGAAAUACUCUACACUAAAGCACCCAUUGACAAUCUCUUGGGAGAAACAUGCCAAAUGUUUAAAGAAGAUGGAUCUCAAUAUUAUGGAGAAUGUAUUAGCGUUAAUCCCCCAUGUGUCAGAUACCAAGUUUCAACACCUAAAAAAUAAUUCUAAAUAUAUGGCUCACAUAAAGUAGGAGCAAGCGUAACUCCUUCUUUAAAUGCCUUAAACGGUAUCGCUUACGGAAACAAAAUAGUUGAUUUUGGUGAUGGAAAUAAAUUUGAAAUUGAAUAUUCAUAAAUAUAAAUAGUUGGUAUAAUCCUUGGUGAUAGAAUUAUGCAUUAAUAGAAAUCAUUUAAGAUAAAAAACAAAAAAACAAGCUUAGAAGCAGAAAUCAAGUUUUACUAUGAUAGUUCCAGUUAAGUAUCUAAAGUUGCUAGUACUAUUGGCAGUUUCUUUGGUGUAGGCAAAAAAUAAGCACCAACUGAAAAGAGAAAGCAAGAUGAUUUCGAUGUUAUCAUUGAAAAAGUUUAAGAAAUAGAUGGUGAUGUCAUGAGAGCUGUUGUUUCAAAAGGAUGCGGAAACUGGUUAGAAUUUAUAUAGUUUGAUGGUAUUGUCUACUGGAAGGUAAACUAAAAAGAAUAACCAUGGAGCCAUAGCGAAAAGUUGCUCGAAUCAGACUGCACCUACAGAAUAGACAGAUAAUUAAUUUCAAAAGGAAUGACUGAUAGAGCUGAACAAUAAAAAUUAAUGUACGAAGAGAGAGACAAAAAAGAUUAAGACCUUAGAAAAAAAUAUAAAAAAUCACAUAAUUUAACAACCAAAAGCCAUUGA